This is a messenger RNA of Amphiprion ocellaris (clown anemonefish), 4050 nucleotides long. RefSeq lists its product as uncharacterized. Gene Ontology annotation, molecular function: GTP binding. The coding region runs from base 135 to 1148 and encodes 337 amino acids. The transcript has 3 exons. The record is from RefSeq and is a predicted model, not a curated record. Lineage: Eukaryota; Metazoa; Chordata; Actinopteri; Pomacentridae.
GCCAUCUUCUCAUCCCCACCACAGAUGGAGCUGUGUUCACCUCUGCUCGGCGCCAGAGGCAGGCCUGAGUCACUCUGCAGGAAUUAGGAAGUCCGAUCGCUCUUUAUUCAACGCGUCUGAAAGCAGGAGCAGAAAUGUCAGCGUCUGCUUCACAGUCAGAGCUGAGGCUGGUGGUGCUGGGCAGGACUGGAGCAGGACAGAGAUCAGCAUUGAGCUCCAUCCUGAGCCUGCAAGACCAGGAUCAGGGCCCAGAGGCUGCAGAGGUCCAGGAGAGCAGCAAACACAGAGGAGAGGCUGCAGGUAGACAGGUGACGAUAGUCUCCAGUCCAGCCUGGUUCAGCUCAGACUGUAACCCAGAGGAAAGAAGAAAACAUAUCUCCUCCUUCAUCUCCUUAUCCAGCCCCUCUCCACACGCCUUCCUGCUGUGUGUCCCUGUGAACCAGCCUUCCGAUGGAGAGGCGAAGGCGUUGGACGUCCUGACGAAGCUCUUUGGGCCUUCUGCCAUCAGCGGACACACCAUGGUGCUGUUCACCCACACCGAGGUGCUGGAGGAGGACGAGCAGCUGGAGGAGUACCUCGUCAUGUGGCGCAAGGACCUCCUGGAGCUGGUGGAAAGAUGCGGCGACCGCUACCACACCCUGGAAACCCGCGGGGGAGAACCGGAGGAGAGGAAAGCCGUGGAGGAGCUGCUGGAGAAGGUGGAGCAGGCGGUGAAGGAGAGCGGGAACGAGGAUUUCAGCUGCCCUCUGUACCAGGAGGCUGAGGAGAGGCUGAGACGGAAGCAGGUGGAGUUGGUGAGGCAGAGGAGAGGAGGGGAGAUGAACAACACAGAGGAAAACGUGACAGAAGAAGAAAUGGAAUCAGUCCGUGAAGAAGCAGAGAGGAGCGUAGGCGAUCUGGAUGUGGAUGUUGAUAGCAUUUUCCCUUCUACCAGCGUCUCACCUUCAUCCUCUGCUCCCUCUUUCCUCUGGAGCUGGUGGGAGAAGCUGACAGGUUGGAUUAAAUGGCCCAGUUUUGUGAGAAGGGAGGCCCUGCUGGGGGCCCUGGUCGGCCUGUUUGUGGGAGGGCCCUUUGGAGGUAUGGUGGGGGCCACUGUGGGGUCUGUGGCUACUGAGGUGGGGAGAAGAAAAACACAGAAAACUAAAUGAGCGAUAAUAUAUUAUGCAACAAGUCGCACCUUAGAGUAUUUCACUGAGUGGUGUAUCGCUGUGCUGUGGCCUUGCACCCUCCAUAUAGUAUUUAUGCUUGAUCACUGUGCUCCACUACUUGUUUUCAAUUUCACACUGGAUUCUACUUUCUAUUCAAGCUUUAAAUGUUAAAUAAAUUGUGCUUCAUAGAUCUAUAAUAAUCCUUUAAUAGGAAUAAGCUUGGAUUUUCCAAAUUUGAAAAAAUUCAUUUGGCUGUUUUCCAUUCUAACCUUCCAUUUUGUUAAUUGUUAGUUCAGUAAGUCAUCUUGAUGGCAUGAAUGGGUUUGACUCAAAUCUUCCACUACAGUGGAACGUAGCAGCAGAUGAUUCUCUCAGAAAUUGGUGGAGACCAAAACCAGAGCUAAAAUGUCAGGCGAGGUGGACAAUAAAUGCUGAUGUUAAGGCCAGUUUAUGCUUUCCGUCUCAUAAAUUUCAUCAAAAAUUUGCGUCUGCACUUCAAGCGUGCUCGGUGCACAUUUGCUAGAUGUACAAGAAGAUUCUCCAUCAUCCACACUUAAAAUUUAUCAUUAAUGGAGUUGUAAUUAAAGUAGUUGAUGCCAGACUUUGGAGGUGCUUUAUUCAAUCUGUAGAUGUAAGGAAGUGUGUCCACCAAAAUGUUAUUUUUUUUGUCAACUGAAAAUGCCAGGAGCUCUUCUGAAAACAUCCAGCUAAGAGUGGUUGAGAGUUGUUUGGAGGUUUGGCCUUUUUCAGCUGGGAUGCUUUCGUUGCUUUGAUAUUGAAUAUCAAUGGAUGUGAGGCGUUACAUGUAGCAAUUCACAGCUAACAAAAUGUACCUACAAGCUUUAUUUUUCAGAUUUAUAUUGUGGUCGUCUGGAGAUGUCAUCUGGUAGAGACAUGGAUCCUCAGAAAACAACAGUAUUGGCUUCUAUUGUUCAACCCUUGCACUUGUAGGACAGUUUCUGGGGGUUGUGGUAUCCGUCCUGCCUCGCCUCCACUUUGAUGCGAUGACUGGGUAAAAAGUGUCAUUUAUGAUUGCAGCGUUUUCAGCUCUCAGCCAACAGAAAAAAAACUUCCAGCACUUGGCACAGAAGAGACACUCAUACUGUCACACUGCUGCCUUUUUUUUAGCAGCGAGUAAAUAUGUGGCACUUGCAUUAAAAACAAUUUAGAAACCAAGCUGGCCUCCAGAAAGAAUACUUUGGUAGAUACACCCCCUUAAAUCUGCCACUUAGGGUGCAUCAGUAUACAGUAUUAUCACCUUUUAUGUAGGUAUUGCUAUGUGUUAGCAAACAGUUGGUUAUUUAGACAUCCCUGAUGCAGAAUAAAAGGCCAAUUCAUGUUUUCCACAUGAGCGAUGUAGACUUUGAAAGUGGACAUGCAUGUGAUUCUGUUCAUAAUCCUCAUAGCUUCAGUAUUUCCAGUCUAUUCAUACUACAGUAGUGUGUGUGGUAUGUACUGUAGAUGGUUGCAUUGUGCCUCAUAUUGAGCACAGAAAAAUGCACAUGGCUCCUGUUGAUGUUUCUGAAACUGUGCACUUAUUACAAGAUGUAGCAGGGAGACACAGAUCGGACUUUGUUCCUGAGGUGUCAGUAAUUAUUCCUGAGGUGUGGCGAGCACAGUGGGUGGACUCAGCACAGGAUUUCUGGAGAAUUUAGAACUUCCUACUGUGUUUGUGUGUAGUCGAUGGAAAGCAUGUACAAAUCAAAGCACCUCCAAAGUCCAGCAGCAACUACUUUAAUUACAUCUCUGUUAAUGAUGAAUUUUAGGAGUGGAUGAUGGAGAUGCUCUUGUACAGUCAAACGACCAUUUGUUUUAAACACCUGGCAUGCUUGCAGUGCAGACAGUGGGCACCUACAGAGGGGUCACGGACUUGGAGUGGAUGAUGAAAUUUGUGACGGAAAGCAUAAAUUGGCCUUAACGUCAGUAUUUAUCGUCCACCUCGCCUGACAUUUAACUCUGUUUUUUGGUCUCCACCAGUUUCUGGGAGAAAUAUCUGCUUUUUUAGCCACUCAUGUUCCACCGUGUUUACAAGUCAUUUGCAACUUAGUGUAUAUGUUGUUUACUGCAGAACAGGUAGUUUACACUUUUUUUUUUUUUGGAAGCUUUUUCCGGCCUGUAGACAACAUUAUGAGAGCUGUGAGAGUGAAUGAAAACUGUUGGAGGGGGAAAAAAAGCAAAAUAUUGAGUAUAAAGAUGCUAAAGGUUUAUAAAGCUGAGGUGAGGUUUCAGACCAGGUUGGUGGGUUUGUCGCUAUGAGAGAGACCAAAACACAUAUCAAUUCAUUUAUUGUUAUUAUGAAAUUCUUGACUAUAGCUGCUUUAACCAAAAUCUAACAAGCAAGUGGAGCUAACCAACAGAGUCUGCACAGUGGCUUGGUGGUUAGCACUUUGGCCUUGCAGCUAGAAGAUCCCUGGUAUCUUUCUGUGUGGAGUUUGCAUGUUCUCCCUGUGCAGGCGUGGGUUUUCUGGUACUCCAGCUUCCUCCCACAGUCCAGGAUAAUUAGGAACUUUAAAUUGUCCGUAGGUGUGAAUACGAGCCCUGUGAAAGACCCUAAGUCAGCUGGGAAAGACUCCAGCCCUCUGCAACCCUAAUGAGGAUUAAGCGUGUAUAAAUAAUGGAUGGAUGGAUGUCCAACAGCCAAAAACAUACUCAUAGUCUGGAAACCAAGCUGUAUUUAUGAGUGAUCUCUAAAGGAAUUAUUUAUUAACAAUUAAUCCUUUUUAGAGUUUUUAAAAAAUGCUACAGUGAAUGGUUGAAACAUUUUCGAGAGGAGGCAAUGCCAAGAAAAUCCACAAGGUGGAGACAUUGAUCUUUAUAUCCUAGAGAUUUAAAGCCUUAAGAUGAACUGAGAGAUACAUAUUUACUGCUUACCAAGCAAAUAAAAGCUGCUGUUUUAAGUACA